Messenger RNA from Danio rerio (zebrafish), 1627 nucleotides. The record is from RefSeq and is a predicted model, not a curated record. Lineage: Eukaryota; Metazoa; Chordata; Actinopteri; Cypriniformes; Danionidae.
UCGAGCUCCGGACACGAUGACCAACAUCCGAGUCUACAUGAAGAAGAAGAGAGCGCAAGAACGUAAACAAAAGGAGUGAAACAGCUGUUUGAGAUUCUCAAAAUCUGUUGUUUUAUCUCACUAUUCUGAAGAAGCAAACAGGAGGAAUUACUGCAGGAGAAACCACUGACAUACUAUAGUAAAGAUGGAGAUUAAGGAAGAACCCUGCAGAAUAAAGGAGGAAGAGACAGAGGAGGCAAUAGAUGAAGAUGGAAAUGCAGUCGGCUCACAGACUGAACAAACCUUCAGACAAACUGAAAAGACUGAAGUCGAAGAAUCGUUCAGCUGCUCUGAGUGUGGGAAGACUUACUCAGAUGAAUACACGUUCAGCGAUCAUCAGCUCUCUCACUCUGAAAUAAAGACGUUCAGCUGUGAUCAGUGCGGUAAAACAUUUGUGUUGGAAAAACACUUGAGACAGCAUCUUCAAGAUCAUGCUCCUGUGAAGCCUCACGUGUGUUUCUGCGGGAAAAGUUACACAACGAUAUACAAGUUAAGAGAGCAUCAGGUUAUUCAUACUGAACCUCAUGUGUGCUCCGACUGUGGGAACACCUUCAGUUCACUAACCAACUUAAAAAGACACCAGAAUAUCCACACUGGAGAGAAACCCUAUCAGUGUUCACACUGUGAGAGGAGUUUCACACAACCAGGAGGCCUGAAAGCUCACGAGAAAGUUCACACUGGAGAGAAACCCUACGUGUGUUCAGACUGCGGGAAGAGUUUUGGUACGACUAGUAACUUAAACACACACAUGAGGAUUCACACCGGAGAGAAACCGUACACCUGCACUCAAUGUGGAAAGAGUUACUCCGAUAAAGGAAAUCUGAACGUGCACAUGAAGAUCCACACAGGAGAAAAAGCGUUCUCAUGCAGUGAAUGUGGAAAGAGUUUCGCACACAAAAACACUCUCAAAGAUCAUCAGCUCUCUCACUCUGGAGUAAAGCUCUUCAGCUGUGAUCAGUGCGAUAAAGCAUUUAUAAAUGCAGCAUAUUUAAAGCGACACCUUCCUGUUCACGCUGAUGUGAAGCCUCACUUGUGUUUCUGUGGGAAAAGCUAUGGAACAAUGGCUAAGUUAAAAAGACACCAGCGGGUUCACUCGGGAGAGAGACCGUACACAUGUUCAUACUGUGCAAAGAGUUUCCCUUAUUCAGAAUCACUGAAAGCUCACGAGAGAACUCACACUUGAGAAUAGCCAUAUUAGUGCUCAUCAUGUGAGAAGUUUUACUAUUACAAAAUCUUUGGAAGUCCAUCAGAAAGUUCACACUGGAGGAAAGCAGCAGCAAUGCUUUUAAUGCAGCAGGAGUUUUGCUCAAAUAUCUAAUCUAUGAACUCAUAAAAUUAGCUUAAAGUUACCUGAAUAAGACCUGCUUCAGAAUCAGAUCCAUCACUCGCAUGUAAACUGUGUAAUUUUCAGAUAUACUGUAAAAGCUGGAUUAUCUCCAUCAGACUGAGCUCAUCUAAGAAUUAAUUGUGUAUUUGAGCAUUUCUGAAUUCAAUUCAAUUCAAUUCAAUUCAGCUUUAUUUGUACAGCACUUUUACAAUGUAGAUUGUGUCAAAGCAGCUUCACAUAAAUGGUCAUAGUAACUGGAAC